AUGAUUCCUUCUUCUUCUUCCGUUCCGAAUCAUCAAUUUCAUCACUCUAGUCAUAAUACUAAUAUUAAUACUAAUAACAACAACAAUGGCCUCUUGGAUUCUUCAAAAACAACCACCAUGAAUGAUUCUUCUUCAUUCUCUCAUUUAAAUUAUCAACAUCCAUGGUCUUCCGAGGACUUUAAAAAUCAUUUACGGACCACAGGAGAGUUCAUUACUCAAUAUUAUGAAAAAUUGAUCCAUGCAUCAUCACAAGCACCGCUCUCGGAAAAGGAUGAACACCUUGUUGAGAACUCCUCUCCUCUUCCGGUAUGCUCUCAAGUUCAACCAGGGUAUUUGGCAAAGUUGUUGCCAUCCGAAGCACCAUUGAAAGGAGAAUCCUUUGACGAUAUUUUGAAAGACAUUUCUGAAAAGAUUAUGCCUGGAAUUACACAUUGGCAGCAUCCCAAUUUUUACUCUUUCUUUUGUGCAAAUUUUUCUUAUCCUGCUUUAAUUGGUGACAUGUUUUCAGGAAUGUUCAAUGUGAUCGGUUUCUCGUGGAUCACAUCACCAGCAUGUACAGAGCUUGAAACGAUUGUAAUGGACUGGCUUGCAAAAGCAUUGCAUUUACCAAAAUUUUAUUUGAGUGAAACCACUGGAGGAGGAUCUAUUCAAGAUACUGCCUCAUCAGCUGGAAUUGUUGCUAUUUUAGCUGCCAAAGAGAAGAAGCGGUCUCAGCUCAAAUCUCAAUUAGGUCAGGAGAAAUUUAAUGAAGCUGAUUUUCAAUCAAAACUUGUUUGUUAUGUUUCAGAUCAAACUCACAGCUCUAUUCAAAAAGCGUGUAUGAUUACUGGCGUGAUUCAUCUUCGAAAAAUUCCAACCUUUCCCUCAAAAUAUGACAUGAAUUAUAAUGAACUAGAAAAAACCAUCGAAGAAGAUGAAAAGAAUGGACUUAUUCCAUUCUUUGUUUGUGGAACUAUUGGAACAACAUCUUCUACAGCCAUUGAUGACUUGUCAAAAAUUGGUCCAAUCUGUAAGAAACAUGAGAUAUUCCUUCAUGUGGAUGCAGCUUUUUUAGGAGCGACACUGUUGUUGCCAGAAUGUAGAAGCAAGUUUGUUGGAGAUGAAUGUGAGGCUCUGAGUUACAGUGACUCGUUUACAUUUAAUCCUCACAAGUGGAUGUUAACAAAUUUUGAUUGUUGUGCUUUUUGGGUUAAGGAAAGAAAACAUUUGAAGAAUGCUCUUUCUAUUGACCCAGAAUAUCUCAAAAAUAAGGCAUCAGCUACUGGCUUUGUUACAGAUUACAGAGACUGGCAAAUACCAUUGGGUAGAAGAUUUAGAUCAUUGAAACUAUGGUUUGUGAUGCGAAUUUAUGGAAUUGAAGGUCUUCAAAGUUAUUUGAGACAUCAUAUUGAACUGGCAAAAGUUUUUGAGAAUCAUAUCAAACAACAGUCUCAACGUUUUGAAAUUGUAGCUCCUCGGGUUGCUUCAUUAGUAUGCUUUAGAGCAAAAUUGACAGAAUACGAUAAAGAGUGGACACUACAAAAGGAAAAUCGUUUAAAUGAACUACUUAUAGAGCGAAUUAAUUCAAGUGGACUCAUGUAUCUCAGUCACACUGUACUCGACGGAAAAUAUAGCCUAAGAAUGGCAAUAUGUGGCUCAUUUACUAAUUUCCAACAUGUACAAUUUGCCAUUUCAACAAUUGAUGAUCACUUGACCAAGUUAUUGGAAGGUGUUAAAAAUGGAAGUGUUGAUUUGUAA
Naegleria fowleri is the source of this 1737-nucleotide messenger RNA. RefSeq lists its product as uncharacterized. Gene Ontology annotation, molecular function: carboxy-lyase activity; pyridoxal phosphate binding. The transcript has 4 exons. Lineage: Eukaryota; Heterolobosea; Eutetramitea; Acrasida; Naegleriidae. Gene Ontology annotation, biological process: amino acid metabolic process. Bases 1 to 1737 code for a protein of 578 amino acids. The record is from RefSeq and is a predicted model, not a curated record.